CAGAACAGGAAACAGCGGACGGUGGCGUUAAGUAGCUCGUGUGACUAAUGCUCGUCAUAUGACUAGGCCACAAAUGGAGUCGUUUACAACGAAUUGAACGUGUAUCAGAAAUUAAUUAGAAAACGAGGAUUUUAAAGUGAAAUAACAGGCCCAAUAUGCCACCUACGCUGUUUCACAAGCUUUUCAAUAAAAGAAAUGCUUUUACGCCGCCGUCGAAGUGCGACAAGGACGAAUCCGCGUUCAGCAGCUGGCCAUCCCCAGAGCUGGAGCCCAGCCAGAUCCGCCUUAUUGUCUACCAAGACUGCGAGAGACGAGGCCGACAUAUCCUCUUCGACUCCGACACUAAGAAGAGAGGCAUGGAGGAAGCCUCAGUCAUGAAAACAUGUAGUGAGUCUCAAGCUAAAAUGUUCAGAAAGUGUUGUCCACUGAGGCCAACAGGUGGAAGCUCCAGCUCUCUGGACAGCAGUUCUUCCUGUGCCUCUGAGCCCAUGGACCAAAGUCGUUUCCAGGGUGCUUCACGCUGCUCAUCGGACCCAAAUAUGCUGGGCGAGAUGAUGUUUGGCUCAGUGGCGAUGAGCUACAAAGGGUCUACUCUGAAAAUCCAUCAGAUUCGAUCCCCCCCACAGCUGAUGCUUAGCAAAGUGUUUACAGCACGGACGGGCAGCAGUGUGUAUGGUAGCCUAAACACGCUGCAAGACAGUUUGGAGUUCAUCAAUCAAGACUCAAGGGCUCUCAGGCCAGAUCAGAACACUGUGGAGCAUUUACACAAGAAACGUGGUAUUCAUGGAAAUCCAGGAUUUUCUCAGCUGUGCAGCCCUCGUCGGGCCUUCUCUGAGCAGGGCCCUCUCCGACUCAUCAAGAGUGCCUCUUUCUUUUCAGGUCACAGUAACCCUAUGGACAUGCCUGCCCGAGGACUGUACGAUGAGAGAGAGAGUGGCAUUGCAAGAUCAGCAUCUCUGAGUAGUCUGCUGAUCACACCAUUCUCAUCACCCGGCUCUUCUCUCACCAGUAGCUGCGCCAGUAGCUACCAACGCCGCUGGUUACGUAGUCAGACCACCAGCUUGGAAAAUGGAGUCUUCCCCCGAUGGUCUGUGGAGGAGAGCUUUAACAUGUCAGAUGAGGGUGGUGUCUCAAACCUAGGUGUAGCAAGGAAGAAGAAGAUAGCCAUUGGAGUCAUCUUCCUCCUGUCACCCAACGAAGAUGAGAACAGCAAGUUCCAGGAGUUUUUCUUCUCCCACUUCCCCCUCUUUGAGAGCCACAUGAACAAACUGAAAAGUUCAAUUGAACAGGCAAUGAAGAUGACCCGACGGUCAACUGAUGUUAAUCAGAGAAUCCUGGCUCACAACCGCAUGAUGGACAGCCUCAAUGAGUUCAGGAUGACUGUCUGUAAUCUGUAUACCAUGCCACGAAUGCCUGAGCCUGUCUGGCUCUCCAUGAUGUCCGGUGCACUUGAGAAGAACCAGCUUUGUGGCCACUUCAUGCGUGAGCUUUCUUUACUCAUGGAACAAGCCUCAAAGAACCAGUUUGUUCCAGCUCUUCUUACAGCUGUGCUCACUAACCACCUGGCUUGGGUGCCUACCGUCAUGCCCAACGGCCAGCCACCCAUCAAGAUCUUUCUGGAAAAACAUUCCUCUAAAAGUGUGCACAUGCUGGCCAAGACGCAUCCCUACAACCCCCUAUGGGCUCAGCUUGGCGACCUGUAUGGUGCAAUUGGCUCGCCAGUGCGUCUCUCGCGCACAGUGCUGGUUGGGCGGCAAAAGGAACUGGUUCAGCGGCUCCUCUAUGUGCUCACAUAUUUCAUCCGAUGCUCAGAGCUAUUAGAGACAUAUGCUCUCGAGACUGGAAAUGACGAGCAGGACGAGGAGGCUUUUGCUGUGCCUGGAUCAGUUAUUACAACCUCGCUGCGCCGUGGAGAGGUUGAGGAGUCAGAAUAUGUUUUGGUCACUGUGCACAAGCCUAGCCCAGAGGGCAUUGAAACAGGCAUGAAGGAAGAGCAGCAAACAGAGCACAUUAUGCCUGUCAUCGCUGCCCUGGAGCAGAGUGACAGUCAGAUCUGCCAGGAGGUUGGCAGCCCAUUAGUUAGCCCUUUAACAGAGACAGUGGUGAAGGUGGGCACUGCCUCACUGGUUACCAAUUCCCCUCUUCUAGAUGUCCAAGGACAAUCGGAUGUGUGUGACUCUGAUGUGGCGCCCAGCUCGUUGCCUGUAAAGAUUGUUUGGUCUUCAGGGAUCCCACUGGAAAAGAAGCCACCUGAUAAAAGCACAACACUGGCCUCUUUCCUCCUGGAUGAGGAAGAAGAGGAGCCUGGGACUAGAGUGACCUUCCUUAUUGGUGAGUCCAUGUCGCCCGAGUCGGACACAGAGAGCCAGAGGCACAAGGUUGAAGACGAGCUCAAGAAACACAAAAUGCAUUUCACUGAAAAACCAAAGCAACAGUGUUGCCAUGUAAAGCAGCAGUGUAGCACUGUGCUGCCUAAGCCUCUAAUAACGGACCAAAUCGAGAGCAAGGAUGCUAAAACCUUGUCAUACAUCACUAGCAGCCUUCCUUGCAUUAACGCAGGGGCCCAAGAGGAGUGCAUGGACCUGUUAGAUGAGUAUUUCAGUGAUGGUAACUCUGUGGAAACAAGGACUAUCAGUGAUGUCUCCAAAGCAGCUUCACAGGAGGUUGCUGAAAAACAAAAUCUGCAAGAGACUUGGAUGGAAUCCCUAGUGAGGAAAUAUGAACAGGACUGUCAGCACAGGGAGCAGGCAAUGUGUAAAUGUAGCACACAGCCCAUCAACACAGGCUGCUGUGUGAAAUGUUGUUCUGUUGAGCAGGACAAAAGCAUCAGAGUGUCACUCAUUGUGCCAGGCCAAGAGAAAGAGAGGGAGCAGAAGAAGACAUCCCCCCUGAAUGAGUGGGAGAUUCCACGAAAUGAGAGUUCAGACAGCGCACUGGGAGACAGUGAAAGCGAGGACGCAGGACAAGAAAUAACCAGACAAGAGCAAGAUACACAAUCAAUCACAAUCUUCAGUGAAACCCAAACUGAUUGGCAAGAAGAGAUAGAAGUACCAUUCCCUAGGGCAAAGCUGGCAGAAAAUUACUCCAAAUCGAGCAUUGCUAACUUUGGGAGAUCACUGUUUGGCAGUUACUGUCCUACUUAUGUACCGGACUUUGUUCUACAUGGAAUUCCCAAUGACAACAAACUGAGGCAAAGCCUAAUGUCCGACUUGGCCCAUGCAGUCCAGCAUCCUGUAUUGGAUGAGCCUGUGGCUGAGGCUGUCUGCAUUAUUGCAGAUACAGACAGGUGGACAGUGCAGGUGGCCAGUAGCCAGAGACCCAGCACAGAGAAUAAGCUUGGAAAAGAUGUGCUGGUAUCAAACCUUGUGUCCAACCUGCUACACUCCACUUACCAGCUCUACCGUCUCAACCUGUCUCCCAACUUUUGCAUAAUGCAUCUAGAGGACCGACUCCAGGAGCUCUAUUUCAAGAGCAAAAUGCUUGCAGAAUACCUGAAAGGACAGACCAGGGUGCAUGUCAAAGAGCUAGGCAUGGUUCUAGGAAUCGAGUCCAGUGACCUGCCCUUGUUGGCAGCAAUUGCAAGCACACACUCACCGUAUGUGGCCCAGAUCCUGCUGUAGAGGAGAUGGAGAUAUCUGGACACAUCCCCAUUCCCCCAUGGCAGGGGCAAUUUAGGUUCUUUUGGGGCACCUUUUAGUCUGUUUGCUGAAUCUGAAUCGGAGUGAAAUUGGUACUUUGGGUUCGUUUGCUGUUUGGUGUAGUUUGGUUUGGUUUCACACUGCACAUAAACAAAAAAACUGGCUAAGGAGUGUGUAGGGCUGAAAACGUACUUGUAAAACUUUAAUUAAUUGAAAUAAGAAAUAUGAGAAAUAGGAGAAUGGGGGGAAAAAGGUGAACAAACCUUUGCCAAGUGCAUGGAGAAAUCGCAAAUAGCCAGUGCUAAAUAAAUGAUUAGAUAAUUGUAUUAAUAACUACUUUAAAACAUUUUGUGUAUGGCAUCCAGCAUUUUUUUUUUUUGCUGCAUCUUCUUUGUAUAGCAUCUUUUGUCUAUCAGUCCAAAUAUCCAGAACAUAUCGCAUUUCUGCAGUGCUACAUCUCUGUCCUCUGGCUCAGUUUGCAUCUCAUGGGUGAGUUCAUACAGUCUCAGACUGUUUGUUGGGGUCUGAAAACCUGAUUGCGAUUGCUGUGUGCUCACCUGCCUAAAGAACCACAUUGAGAAAGACACCCGGGUUUGAUACAAACAGAUGGAAGCACCCCUAAAAGCCUUUGAGGAAUCAGAGUUCAGCCAGUAAAUUCCAGUAAAUGACCGGAAAUAUCAGAUUUCAUUACAUUUCAAAGACAAUAGUUGAUUUUUAUAUAUAGAUUAUCCUUUUGCCUUUCCCCUGGAGUAACAAUAAAAGCAAAAAAAAAAAAAAAAGAAUACCAUAGAUAACAAGGUGAUUUACAAAAGAGCAUUACUAGGUAUCUAAGACAUUGGCAUGUAGAUAUUAAAAUAAUUUUAUUUUGAUUUAUGUUCAUUUUUGAUUUAAAAUGCUCAAUAAUCUGAAAAUAUUCUAUUUGUUUACCAUAUUAAUCACCGUCUCGGUGUUAGUCAGCAAAAGAGGUGGAGAAACUCAUUGGUACAGCACUACCUCAAAUAAUUGCGGGUGAUUUGCACAGAGCAUUUUUACUGGCUGAAUGAAGUUGUUUUCUGCUUCCAUUCAGGUAGAAAAGAUUAAAAAAAAAUAUAUGCUGUGAUGUGUUACAAAGGGAUUUGUAUACAACAUUUGUGUUUGAAAGUGAAGUGCUGGGAUGUUAUACAAUGAACUUUCUUCAGCUUUGCAGCCACUGUACUAUGUUUACUUCUGAAGAAAUGGAAUAGCAAAUACACAAUUUGGCCAAAAGUUUGUGGACACCUGACCAUCACACCCAUAUGUGCUUUUUGAACAUCUCUUUCCAGAUUUAGUACCCCUUUUGCUGUUAUAAUAACCUUCACUCUUCUGGGAAGGCUUUCUGCUAGAUUGUGAAAUGUGGCUGUGGGGAUUUGCCUAUUCAGCAACAAGAGCAUUAGUGAGGUCAGGUACUGAUGUUGGGUGAGGAAGCCUGGCAUGCAGUCUGCAAACUGUGUCUUCAUGGAUCUCACUUUGAGUACAGGGGCAUUGUCAUGCUGCAACAUGUUUUGGCUCAACCCCUUAGUUCAAGUGAAGGGAAAUUGUAAUGCUACAGGAUCCAAAGACAUUCUGCACAAUUGUGUGCUUUGUGGCAACAGUUUGGGGAAGGCCCACAUAUGGCUGUGAUGGUCAUGAGUCCACAAACCUUUGAUCAUAUAGUGUAUAUGUCUGUUGAUCAUGCUGUGCUUGGACAGCCCGAAAAGACCCACAAAAGGGUGAUAUAAAUAACCUUAUAAAAGGAAUUUUAUACAACGGUAUUGAACAUGUUAGUUUUUUACUCAUUUUAACAGAUUUUUUUGUUCUGAAAUAAGGCCAUGUGUCUGAGUCUUAACAUGGAGGGGAAAAAAAAAAAAACAUAACAGGCUUUGCCUAGGUUAUUUUAUUUUACAUGUUAAAUAGUUAGUGAGAUGCAUUUAUCAUUUGUCUUGAAUGUGUAUUUAUAUCUAAUUCUUUCUAUAUGAUCACAUUUAAAUUAUUUAGCACAGCAUGUCUUGGUUCACAUAAAUUGUAUAUAUUGCUUAGGUUUCUGUCAUCCAUUUGUACAUACCUUUUGUUAUGGCCUUUCUUCAUGUUAUUCUUUCCCAAUUUUAUGGGAAUAUUGUGCAAUAAAAUUCAAGGUUAAAUA
Messenger RNA from Pangasianodon hypophthalmus (striped catfish), 5775 nucleotides. It is a transcript of the gene fnip1, whose product is annotated as folliculin interacting protein 1. Gene Ontology annotation, molecular function: protein-folding chaperone binding; ATPase inhibitor activity. Gene Ontology annotation, cellular component: cytoplasm. The transcript has 19 exons. Lineage: Eukaryota; Metazoa; Chordata; Actinopteri; Siluriformes; Pangasiidae. The record is from RefSeq and is a predicted model, not a curated record. Bases 156 to 3620 code for a protein of 1154 amino acids.